Molecule: messenger RNA, 546 nt
Organism: Bipolaris sorokiniana ND90Pr
Lineage: Eukaryota; Fungi; Ascomycota; Dothideomycetes; Pleosporales; Pleosporaceae
Exons: 2
Coding region: 1-546 (181 amino acids)
Source: RefSeq, a predicted model, not a curated record
AUGAGUUCUCCGUCUCCAAUGCCGCAAAAUCCUGAACUAAAGCAAAAGAGAUCCGUAGGUGGUUCCACCGGAAAAAAAUACGACGAAUAUGUGCGCGACACUGAAGCCGAAACGAGCUUAGACGAAGAACAAUUUCAAAAACCAAGAACCGGAAAAAAGCGAAAAUUUACACUGCCUCAAGCCAGAAGAAUUGUUGGCGAUUGCUCUACCACGGAUAAACCUCCUGAUAAAGUAGGAGACGUACCAGACAUCAAACAGAUAUUGAAAGAGGUGAACCGCCUCAAAGGUGAAGUCAAGAUAUUGAACGAUCAACUGAUAAGACUACUACACGAGAAAUCCAUGUACGAAGAGAAAUUGAAACAGUACAAGGAGGCAAACAUGUUCAGGGAUGUCUUUGGACAAGUAUUAGCAGGAAUACAUGUCGACCUUCAGGACACAAAAAGAAAUGUUCUUCGAAAAUUUGAAACGGAUAUCCUUCAAGGUAUCAAGGAGGUUGCUCGUCCGAAUCCAGACUAUGCUAUAGGGAGCCAUCAACAGCCAUUAUAG